Molecule: messenger RNA, 2761 nt
Organism: Patella vulgata (common limpet)
Lineage: Eukaryota; Metazoa; Mollusca; Gastropoda; Patellidae
Product: asparagine--tRNA ligase, cytoplasmic
Exons: 17
Coding region: 103-1773 (556 amino acids)
Biological process (GO): asparaginyl-tRNA aminoacylation
Cellular component (GO): cytoplasm
Molecular function (GO): ATP binding; nucleic acid binding; asparagine-tRNA ligase activity
Source: RefSeq, a predicted model, not a curated record
GUACUAAACUCUUAAAUUUGUAUACUACAUUGAACGCGUGUUUCAUCAUUUUAUUUUGAUUGCUUUUCUGUCUCCAAUCUAGGUGUUAUUUGAGACCAGACAAUGGCAGAUUUGGCAAAAGAAACCGAGAAAUUGACCAUGAAAGAGGUUUAUACGUCCGAGAAAUGUGGGGAUGACACCGCUGGAACUGGUACACAAGUUAAACCUUUCAAAACCAUACUUCAGGCAUUAAGACAUGGUGGUAAAGAUGCUACUAUUUAUGUUGAUGGUAAAGAAGAAAAUCAGAAAUAUGAAUUGGUUUCUAAAUCUCAACUAAAAAAAAUCCUUAAAAUCUUUGAGAGAGAAAGUCAUAAGGCUGGAGAGAAAGCCAAGAAAGAGUCUGAAGAUGCGGAAAGAAGAGAGAAAAAUUUAGAAGAAGCUAAAAGUAUUGUUGUUGAGAUGGACAAAAGCUUACCAGAGCCUAAACAGAUCAAACUCAGAGAGACAAUACCAAACCGUAACAUUAGAGUGAAGAUAUUUGGUUGGGUACAUAGAUUAAGACGACAAGGUAAAAGUUUAAUGUUUGUUGUAUUACGAGAUGGUACAGGAUUUGUCCAGUGUGUUAUGUCAGAUGCACUAUGUCAGACAUACAAUGCUCUUACUUUAUCAACAGAAGCCACAAUAUGUGUUUAUGGUAUUAUUAAAGAAUUACCAGAGGGAAAAUCUGCUCCAGAUAAUCAUGAAUUAUCAGUUGAUUUUUGGGAAUUGGUGGCGGCUUCACCUGCAGGUGGUGCUGACAACCUCCUUAAUGAGGAUGCAAAUGUUGAUGUUCAACUUGACAACAGGCACAUCAUGAUACGAGGAGAAAAUACGUCUAAAAUUCUAAAAAUGAGAUCUGUGUUAAUGCAGUGUUUUAGAGAACAUUAUUUAAGUAGAGGAUAUUUUGAAGUGACACCUCCUACUAUGGUUCAAACUCAAGUAGAAGGAGGAGCUACAUUAUUUAAAUUUGAUUAUUUCGGAGAAAAUGCUUAUUUAACACAGAGUUCACAAUUAUAUCUAGAAACAUGUUUACCAUCGAUGGGAGAUGUGUUCUGUAUAGCCCAGUCUUAUAGGGCAGAAAAAUCUCGUACAAGACGGCAUUUAGCAGAAUAUUCUCAUGUUGAAGCCGAAUGUCCUUUCCUCAACUUUGAUCAAUUAUUAGAAAGACUUGAAGAUCUUGUAUGUGAUGUUGUAGAUCGUGUGCUCAAGUCUCCUUUCGCUCAUAUUGUAAAAGAUCUUCAUCCUGAAUUCAAAGCACCUAAACGACCUUUUAAAAGAAUGAACUAUUCAGAUGCUAUUGAAUACCUGAAAGCAAAUGAUAUACGUAAGGAAGAUGGAACAUUCUAUGAAUUCGGAGAGGAUAUACCAGAAGCACCAGAAAGGAAGAUGACAGACAAAAUUAAUGAACCAAUAUUUUUAUGUAGAUUCCCUGCUGAAAUUAAAUCUUUCUAUAUGAUGAAAUGUGCUGAUGACCCAAGACUGACAGAAUCAGUUGAUUUAUUGAUGCCUAAUGUUGGUGAGAUUAUUGGAGGUUCUAUGAGAAUCUGGCAAUUACAGGAACUAGAAGAAGGUUUUAAGAGAGAAGGAAUAGAUCCUACUCCAUAUUAUUGGUAUAUUGAUCAGAGAAAGUAUGGUUCCUGUCCACAUGGAGGUUAUGGAUUAGGUCUAGAGAGAUUUUUAUGUUGGCUUCUUAACAGAUAUCAUAUUAGAGAAGUUUGUCUUUAUCCUCGAUUCUUAGAAAGAUGUCGUCCUUAAUGAGACUAGUUUUAUCAUUUCUUAAAAAUUAUUGAAAUUGUUACAAAUCUUGCUUAAGAAAUUAUGUCAUGGAGCAGAGCUCAAACUAAAAUCUAAUUAUUUAAUAUAUCUCUGUAUUAAAAUUUUGAUAUAAAUGAAAGUCUGUACUUAUAUCCAGGCUCAAUGUCACUAAGAUUAUAUACAUUAUUGGAUGAAAUCUUUGAAAAAAAAAAGAAAAGAUACUCUUUGAAGUAAUUGUCAAUUAAGUCCAGUAUAUUAUUAAAAUCAUGCUUAUAUUUAUUGUUUUUUCUUGUGAGGUUAUUGAUGUCAAUGUUAUUGUUAUGAAGAUCUUUUUAUUGUAAAUGUUUAAGUUAUACAAACUUCACUCAAAAAUUGUGCAUAAAAUUUGUUUGUUAUAACUCUGUCUUAAAAAUAUGCCGCAAAUAAUGUAUAUCACUAUAUCGAAAGUUCAUUGAGAUGCUUUCUUUUGACCAAUUCAUAAUAUUUUGAGAUUUAUUGUGUUUUAAGUUUUGAACAAUAUGAUGGUAAACACUUAUUUAUUUUUGUAAAUACAUGUAUUAUAUUGCUAUUCAAGACAUAUAUAUUUUUUGGUUAGGAUAUUGAGUCUUAGUUUUCUUUGAAUGAAACACUAUCUACUUAUUUAGUACUAGUGAGCAACGAAUGAGAACCAUUUAUAUAGGUUUUUGUUUUUAAAGUUAUCAUGAACACACAAAAAAAAACAGUGUUGGAUAGAUUAGAAAAGGGUGGUUGGUUAUCAAUAAUUAUAUAGUUUUAUUUAUGUAAUCAGGUUUUUUUUUAUGACUGCCAUGAAAGUGUUUUGUAUAAUUGUUCUUUCACAAAAACUAUUGAUACUGCAAGCUUGCUUUAUGAGAAACCUGUAUCUGUUAUGACAUAGUUCAUUCAACAUUUUUGACAGAUUAAUAAAGUGUUCAUACAUUUACGUCAUGAAAAUUCAUGUCUUCAAAUUGGAAUAAAAACUUAAACUAUU